CCUCCGCAGCACGUUCACACACACAGCUCGCAGCACCAGCACCCAGCUCCCAUCGACCUCAGCUAGCUCACUCUCUCACUCCACUCUCUCUUCCUUCGGCGUCUGUCAACCGAUCGAUCGAGAUGGACGCGCUGUGGAAGCAGGGUUCGUCGUCGUUGUGUGACUGGCCGGCGGCGGAGGCGGAGCUGCUGCGGCGGGGGCCGUGGACGGUGGACGAGGACGCGCUGCUGGCGGGGUACGUGGCGGCGCACGGCGAAGGGCGGUGGAACGAGCUGGCGCGCGCCGCGGGGCUCCGGCGCACGGGCAAGAGCUGCCGCCUCCGCUGGCUCAACUACCUCCGCCCCGGGGUGCGCCGCGGGGACUUCACCCCGCGGGAGCAGCUGCUCAUCCUCGACCUCCACGCGCGCUGGGGCAACCGCUGGUCCAAGAUCGCCGCGCACCUGCCGGGCCGCACCGACAACGAGGUCAAGAACUACUGGCGGACAAGGGUGCAGAAACACGCCAAGCAGCUGGGAUGCGACGUCGGCAGCCACCGGUUCCACGACGCCAUCAGGAACCUCUGGAUGCCGCGCCUCAUCGAGAGGAUCCACGCCGACGAGACAUCAGCCACCGCCGCCGCCGCCGCUGCCGCUGCCGAUAACGUCUCUCGCUACUACUCGUCCACGAGCCCAUCGCACGAGCUGUCGUCGUCCCAACCGGCGGCGGCGUACGGAAACGCUGUGCCCGUCGGCAACUGCGCGCGCGCGCCGUCCCCGGACGCGUCGUCGAGUGUCACCGGGUCGUCGUGGUCACGGGAGGCGUCGCCGCCGUCGCAGCUCCAAUCGAGCAGCUGCUCGACCAUGGCGGGAUGCUCUACUUCUACCGACCAAUGCCACAACAACGGAUGCUCCAGCGCCACGAGCGUCGUCGACAUGUUCGACGAGAGCUGGUCGGAGCUUCUUGCUCGCGCCAACCAUGACGACACGGAAUUCGGAUUCGGAUUGGGAGAAACCGGAGACAACUGGUGGAGCUUGGAGGAUAUCUGGGAACAACCGCUUUACUGAUCGAUCCAUGCAUACUUUUGUACUACUAUACGUAUGCUACUGCCUGAGACUAAUGACCAAAUUAUUUCUAGUGUCAUCUGAUUGAGAAUUCAUUGAUCAGAGAAGCUAACAAAUAAAGAUGAUUUAAUUCAAUGAGUGCUCUAAACCUUUUUUUCCUUA
This is a messenger RNA of Sorghum bicolor (sorghum), 1202 nucleotides long. RefSeq names its product transcription factor JAMYB. Gene Ontology annotation, biological process: regulation of DNA-templated transcription. The record is from RefSeq and is a predicted model, not a curated record. Gene Ontology annotation, molecular function: DNA-binding transcription factor activity; sequence-specific DNA binding. Gene Ontology annotation, cellular component: nucleus. The transcript has a single exon. Bases 123 to 1043 code for a protein of 306 amino acids. NCBI's taxonomy places the organism in Eukaryota, Viridiplantae, Streptophyta, Magnoliopsida, Poales, Poaceae.